This is a messenger RNA of Pelobates cultripes (western spadefoot toad), 316 nucleotides long. The record is from the annotation of a GenBank genome assembly. Lineage: Eukaryota; Metazoa; Chordata; Amphibia; Anura; Pelobatidae.
AUGUUGGCCUCAUGCGGGGAACGUAUUAUCGAGGCAUUUGAACGCCUUUGGACACAACUUUGCAAAACGCUCAUUUAUCAGAUGGUGAGGCAGACAGAGACGAAUGGGGAUCAGCCAGAUCUUUUGGGAAACCGCAAACAACCGCGGCCAGUCAUGAAAAGCCUCGGUACAACGGCGAUGGCACGAAAAUGGAGGAAGGUACUUGGAAGGGCAUACACACGCAGAAAGCCUGGUUCUGUGAUUGAUGGUUACCUUCCCAGAUGCCAGUUCGACCAGGGAACAUCUGAUGGGCACUGCGCACAUACAUGGAAAGCCG